Molecule: messenger RNA, 4096 nt
Organism: Purpureocillium takamizusanense
Lineage: Eukaryota; Fungi; Ascomycota; Sordariomycetes; Hypocreales; Ophiocordycipitaceae
Gene: PHM7
Product: phosphate metabolism protein 7, variant 3
Exons: 3
Coding region: 1536-3680 (714 amino acids)
Cellular component (GO): plasma membrane
Molecular function (GO): calcium-activated cation channel activity
Source: RefSeq, a predicted model, not a curated record
GGAAGAGAGAGGGAAAGAGAGAGAGAGAGAGGCAGGUCGGACAUGGCCGUUGUGGAACUCAGCUUGACGAGCACGAGGAGGAGGGCGAGGCAUGGACGAGGCAUGGAACAAACCGCACCACCGCGCGACGCGCACCGAGACAAAACAACAACCGCACCGGUGCCCGACCCGACGAGUGACGACAGAGACAUUUCGUUCGUUCGCUUGGGCGCGCGCGCGCUGGGCAGGGAUCGCCAAGCCACACUGCGACAGCUGGUGACCGCGUCCCAGAUCGCCGACGCCGAGGGUGACACACUGACUUAUUAGCACGAGCAGGAUGAAGCUGCUAGCGCAUCCGAUCCAUUGGGGCCCAUCGUCAUAGGUGCCAUCGCGUCUGCAAGCCAAGGUCUAACCGAUGGCUCUCGAUGGAGGAGAGCACGGCUGGGGUGUGCUGCGCUGCGCUGCGCUGCGCUGCCUGACCAGCUGGUCCGUCGGUACGCCGGCUGUUGUGCCCCCCCUGCUCGCCUGCCAGCUCCUUGUUGUCGUAGUGCCGUGCCGUGCCUUGCCCACGGGCUGGAACCAUCCCAUCUGUAGUACGUAUCUGCCUUUGCCGAGCCAAGCUUGGUGGUUCCACGAUUUUUUUUGAGUUCCCCCUGCCUUGCAAACGUCCUGCGUCAAGCUCCCCCGGGCCAAGUAACCCGAGAUAUUAGAGCCAUUGGCAUCCCUGGCAGGCGCGACCCUCCCCCUCCCUUCCUCCCUUUGCUUCCCGGUUCCCGUCUCCUCGUUCCUCGCCCGCUGGGAAUCUUCCUCUAGCAUCGGCAUCUGGCGACCACGAGAGCUUCACAUCGCGACGAUACGAAGCAAGUCUACACACCCAAACGCGACAGCCAGCGCCGCGCGCACCCGCCACCAUGGGCGCCUUCAUUAGCUGGAUCAAGAAGAACCUUCCCGCGGAUGAUCGGGAGGGUUCGGCGAACACGCCACCGCAGUCGGCAUGGGGUGAGUCCCCCUCCAUGGACGGCGCAUGUCACUCACUGACCAUUUUGCCCGCAAACAGCCAUGGUCGAUACACUCGUCCCGGUCCUGGUCAUCUCGGUGAUAUACAUCAUCAUCUUUCUCAUCUUCCGCAGAUCACAGCGGCGCUUCUACGCGCCCAGGACGUACCUGGGCUCCCUUCGUGAAAAGUGAGUCCUCGCGCAUCGCGCGCAGCCAAACAUGAUCAUUACUGACUGACCUUCUCAACCAGCGAACGGAGCCCCGACCUGGGUACCGGCUGGUUCAGCUGGUUCGGCACUUUCUGGAAGCUCCCAGACGCCCAUGCCCUCACUCAUCAGGGCCUGGACGCCUACCUCUUCCUGCGCUACCUGCGUGUCGCCUGCAUCAUCACCCUGUUCUCGCUUGCCGUGACCUGGGCCAUUCUGUUUCCCGUCAACGCGACGGGCCACAAUGGUCAGACGCAGCUCGAAGUGCUCUCGUACAGCAACAUCAACCCCGACACCGAGGGCAGUCGCUACUUUGCCCACGCUCUCGUCGCAUGGGUUGUCUACGGCUUCGUCAUGUACAUGAUUAUGCGCGAGUGCAUCUUCUACAUCAACCUGCGCCAGGCCUACCUGCUCACGCCGCACUACGCGAACCGCAUCUCCUCGCGCACCGUCCUCUUCACGAGCGUGCCCGACGAGUAUCUCAACGAGGCCAAGAUUCGCGAAAUGUUCAACAACUCAGUCAGGUAUGUCUGGAUCGCCGGGCAAACCAAGGAACUUGACAAGCUCGUCGAGGAGCGGGACAAGGUCGCCAUGAAGCUCGAGGGUGCAGAGGUCAAGCUCCUUAAGCUCGUCAACAAGGCUCGCACCAAGGCCGCCACCAAGGGCGACGCCCCACCCGCCACCAACAACGGCCACAACGACGACGCCGCAGCCGACACCGAGACGGGCAGCAUCGCCGCUCGCUGGGUCCCCGACAAGAAGCGCCCUUCGCACCGCCUCGGGCCCCUAGGCCUCGUCGGCAAGAAGGUCGACACCAUCGACUGGGCCCGCGCAGAACUCCAGCGCACCGUCCCCGAGACGGAGAAGAUGCAGGCCGACUGGGCCGCCGGCGACUUCAAGAAGGCCAAUGCCGUGUUCGUCGAGUUCAUGAACCAGGCCGAUGCCCAGGCCGCGUACCAGGUCCUCACCCACCACCAGGCCUUGCAUAUGACGCCCAAGGUGGUAGGCGUCAAGCCCGAGGAGGUUGUCUGGAAGAGCCUCUCGAUCCCCUGGUGGCAACUCGUCAUCCGACGCUACGCCGUCUACGCUUUCAUCGCCGUGCUCAUCAUCUUCUGGGCUAUUCCGGUUGCCAUUGUCGGUCUCAUCGCCCAGGUGAACACGCUGAAGCAGCUCCCGGGCUUGACGUGGCUCGACUCGAUCCCCAAGCCUAUUCUUGGUGUCGUGUCUGGUCUGCUGCCGUCGGUUGCCUUGUCCAUCCUCAUGUCCUAUGUGCCCAUCAUCAUGCGUGGCUGCGCCAAGCUCGCAGGCACGCCGACCCUGUCCCGUGUCGAGCUCUUCACGCAAAACGCCUACUUUGUGUUCCAAGUGGUGCAGGUCUUCCUCAUUCGAUCCGUCUUUGACGCGGCGUCGACAGCUCUCGUCAAGAUUGUCAACGACCCCAGCUCCGUCUUCACGACGCUGGGCCAGACGAUUCCCACGUCGUCCAACUUCUACAUUUCGUACUUUAUGCUCCAGGGUCUCACGAUUGCCACUGGCGUCGUGACGCAGGUUGUGGGCAUGUUUGUGUUCCGCAUCCUGUACAAGUUCCUGGCGGGCACGCCGCGCGCCAUGUACAACAAGUGGACGACGCUCAGCGGUAUUCUCUGGGGCAGCCUUCUCCCCGUCUACACCAAUAUCAUUUGCAUCAGCAUCAUCUAUUCGGUCAUUGCUCCAUUCAUGCUCUUCUGGUCUUCCAUUGCCAUGGGCCUGUUCUAUCUUGCCUAUCGUUACAACAUCCUCUUCGUCUCGGAGACGACGGUCGACACGCAGGGCCUGAUCUAUCCCCGUGCUCUGAAGCAGCUGUUCACGGGCGUCUACCUAGCCGAGAUUGUCAUGAUUGGCAUGUUUGCCGUCACCAAGGCUCCGGGCCCGGCUGUACUGAUGGCCAUUUUCCUCGUCUUCUCGAUUCUCUACCACAUGACGAUCUCGAGAUACCUCGACCCCCUGCUGUACGGACUUCCUCGCAGCGUCCAAGCUCGGGAGCAGGCGAUCCAGUCGGGUCUGGGCUCGCCCGCCUCGCCGGCGCAGGCGGAAGAGGGCCUUGGACGCAACAAGGAGUCGAACGAGAGCGCGACGGCGGAGAAGAAGACAGACGUCAGCCCAGAGCACGCGGUGCCGAAGAAGGAGGGCAACAUCAUCACCAGGUUCCUGAAGCCGUGGGUCUUUUACGACUACGAGAGACUUCGCAGCAUGAUGCCUAGCCAGGACGACGUAGACUUUGACCGGAUGUACUCGGACGAGGUGGAGCGGACGGCGUACAUGGCGCCGUCGGUGACGAGCAAGGCCCCAACGCUGUGGAUCCCGCGAGACGGCGCGGGCGUGUCGCGGCAGGAGGUUGCGCUAACGAGCAAGGUGAUUCCCAUCUCGGACGAGGGCGCCACGCUGGACGAGAAGAACAACAUUGUGUGGGACACGGAGGGCGCGCGUCCGCCCAUCUGGGACGAGAAGAUCUACUACUAGACAAGUACCCGACGUAUGGUGAAGGUCUGCUCGAUUUUGAUACCCCUGCGGUUAUGGUCGCUUUGGAUGGAUGGUGGAGUUUUUGGUUGCGCGGAGGAUGCAAUACCCAGGUCGCCGGGGGAGAGUCGACGGUCGAUUCUCCUGCUCGCGGACUGUACUAAUUUGUGGGUGGAGGAGCGUAACUUGUGUUGUUUUUUAUGCGGCCUCGGCCAAAUCUGUGGCCUUUGGUAGCUGUAUAGAGAGAUAAGAAUGGCUUCAUGUUUGCACUCUAUGCUGCGCCGCCCUUAGUUGACGACGAUGUAAGUAAAGCUUGGCUUUCAAGCUACAUAGGAUGGAGCAGUCUACCCUGCCAGAUGACGUGACGUGCAUGCAAGCCAGAGCAAAACAUGCGGCCGUUGCUGCGACCGCGACGGGAG